UUAUUUUUGCGCAGUGUUUGUGCGCAACUGCAAUGGAAGUAUUAAAGAAAAUCAUGUUACAACCUAAUGGCACACUUUUACGUAUUGAUUACUCGUAGACACUGUUAAUGAAGUGUGCACCAACAAAAAUACAUGUAUUAAUUGAUCUAGCAUUUCAUAAUUAGUGACUAUUUUGCAUUCUGCCGUUAUGACGUUAUUGACGAUGCCUCCUGGAGAUGUCAUUUGUAAAUCAGCCUCGUUUGGAAAUACUACAAUUGAAGAUAUAAACUUGUGAGACACUUUAAUUUAUAAUUGAUUUUGCUUUCAUGAUUUUAAUAUCUUGUAAAUUUGACAGAUAAACAAAUACAACUUAAAAUUGAAUCAGAUAAUUAUACAUGUGUGAAUUCUUGCACAUUUUGACAUUAAAUUUGUGCUUUGAAUUCCUUUCAAGUGAUGAACACCUUCAUUCACACAAAACUAGCACAGAUAAUAUCAAGUAGAAUGUGUUUUUGAAUUUGUUUUGACUUCAUGAAGAAGUUUCCGUGACAUAAAUGUUAACUGAAGGUUUAGUAUUCUGUAUUUAUGUGGGAAAGUGUGAACAUUAUACUAGGUGUCUAAAGAUCUUACUAUUUAAUGUGUGAUUUGCCAUGUCAAUAUCUAAAAAGGCAACUAAAGGCAAAGGAAAUGAUGCUGUAGCUUCGAGACUUGCUGAUUUUACUGGUGAAAACGAAAUACCUAUCCUCGGAAAUAUCAAAAUGUCAUCAUCGCUGGAACAGGAUGAUGCCAAUUCCGGGCCAGAGUUUGAUUCUAAUAUGGAUGCACUGUCAAGUUCCUUAGAGUUAUCUAGCCUUGCAGGUGAUCAAGAACUUUACAGAAGACAGGAUAAGAAAGACAAGUCUGCAAGCUUUGCUGCAGCACAGCCUGGUAACACAUUGAAAACUGUGCAAUUGAUGAUGCCUGGACAGCCUAAACCUAAAUCCAGCAAUAGAAAAAAUCCAUUGAAAGCGGAUUUGGAUGUUGGGAAAGUAUUCAAGAAAUGUAAGGAAGACCAGUCCACACGGCUGGACCUUAGUAAAUCACAGAUAACAGUGAUACCACAGAGCGUAAAAGAGUUAGUACAUCUGAAAGAGCUGUAUCUCUAUGGCAACAAGAUCGUGCAGUUACCUGUUGAGAUGGGAUCACUAAUAAACCUGGAGACAUUUGCACUGAACGAGAAUUCGCUCACAAACCUUCCCGAGUCCAUGGCUUGUCUAGAGAAGCUGCGACUUCUAGACUUGAGGCACAAUCGACUUACAGAGAUUCCAGAGGUGGUGUAUCAGCUGAAGUCUCUGACAACCUUGUUGAUACGCUUUAACAGAAUUAAAACUGUAGGAGAGGGCAUUAGGAAUUUAGUAAAUUUAACAAUGUUUACAUUACGAGAGAACAAGAUACGAGAAUUACCAAAGGGUAUUGGCUGCUUGGUCAAUCUGAGCACGUUCGAUGUGUCCCACAAUCACCUGGAGCACCUACCUCCUGAGAUUGGCAAAUGUGUGAUGUUAAGUUCCCUAGACCUCCAGCACAAUGAGUUACUAGACAUCCCAGACACUCUAGGAAACCUCACAUCCCUUACUAGACUAGGACUCAGAUAUAAUCAGCUGACGUGUGUGCCGGCAUCACUAGCCAACUGUACCUUGAUGGAUGAGUUCAAUGUGGAGGGAAAUAAUAUAUCAUUACUGCCUGAGGGGUUGUUAUCCAGUUUGACAAGCCUGAAGGCUUUGACCGUACCUCGCAACGCAUUCCAUGCGUACCCAACAGGCGGGCCAUCACAGUUUGUCUCUGUUGAGUCGAUCAACAUGGAACACAACCAGAUCAACAAAAUUCCAUAUGGGAUAUUCUCCCAGGCAAAGUAUCUCUCCAAGCUUAAUAUGAAGGAUAAUCAGCUAACCUCUCUACCUCUCGAUAUCGCCCAAUGGACGAAUAUGGUAGAGUUGAAUCUCGGCACGAACCAACUCACUCGUAUCCCAGAUGAUAUUCAGAACCUUGAGAAGUUGGAGGUCCUAAUACUUAGUAAUAACUUAUUAAAGAGGCUUCCAGCUUCAAUAGGAAACUUAAAGAAGUUACAAGUUCUAGACUUAGAAGAAAAUAAAUUGGAGUCUCUUCCACAAGAAAUAGGUCAACUCCGCGAACUUAGACGACUUGUUGUCCAAACAAAUCAGUUGACAUCCUUGCCUCGGGCUAUUGGGUGUCUAAGUAACUUGCAGUAUUUAGGUGCUGGGGAAAACCACCUCUCUUCCAUACCAACAGAAAUAGGUGCUUUGGAAAGUCUAGAAUCGCUAUAUAUCAAUGACAACGCUGAGCUCCAUUCGUUGCCAUUUGAGCUGGCACUGUGUUACAACCUGCAGAUCAUGAGUAUUGAGAACUGCCCACUUAGUAAGCUGCCAGCAGAGAUUGUAGCACGAGGACCAUCAUUAGUCAUACAGUUUUUGAAGAUGAAUGGACAGUAUUGCCAAAUGUGAUGUGAUGGAAGGUAUCAAGCAAAGUGUGACAGACAGUAUUGCCAAAUGUGAUGUGAUGGAAGGUAUCAAGCAAAGUGUUAUUAAAACAGGUUAGAACCACAACCCAAACUAAUGCAGGGAAACAACUAUUUAAGCUUCUGUGUGAAACUUUGUUGUUACACCUUCAUAAGAACAGUCAAAGAUUCUUAGUGAAAUAUUUAAUAUAGUGUCUUAAAUUUAUCAUAAGUAAUAAGUGGUCAUAGUUUGUGUUGUUGUGACCUACAUAAAUUUGUAGGGAGUAGUACGGUUUAAUGGCUUUUUUGUCUUCUGAAUUUUUGCGAUAUUUUUUAUUUAUCACCGUGCUAAAAAUUACAUGUGUAAUCUAUUAUGAACAUUUUAAAUGUUUGAUUUUUAGCUCACCUGAUUGCUCAGGUGAGCUUUUGUGACCGGUCUUUGUCCGUCGUAAGUCCGUCCGUCCGUCCGUUAACAUUUGCUCGUAAACACUCUAGAGGCCACAUUUCUUGUCCCAUCUAUAUGAAACUUGGUCAGAAGCUUUGUCCCAAUGAAAUCUCGGCCAAGUUCGAAACUGGGUUGUGCCGGGUCAAAAACUAGGUUACUAGGUCAAAAAAAAGAAAAACCUUGUAAACACUGUAGAAGUCACAUUUCAUGCCCAAUCUUCAUGUUACUUUGUCAAAAUGUUUGUCUUAAUGAUAUCUUGGUUGAGUUCAAAAGUGGUUCCGAUACGUUGAAAAACAUGUCCGCCAGUGGGCGGGGCAGUUUUCCUUAUUUGGCUAUAGAGAAACCUUGUAAACACUCUAGAAGUCACAAUUUUUGCCCAAUCAUCAUGAAAGUUGGUCAAAACAUUGGUUCAAUUGAUGUCUCGGACGAGUUCGAAAAUGGUCGAGAUCGGUGAAAAAACAUGGCCGCCAAUGGGCGAGGCAUUUUUCUCUAUAUGUAUAAAGUGGCAGUUUUCCCUAUUUGGCUAUAGAGAAACCUUGUAAACACUCUAGAAGUCACAAUUUUUGCCCAAUCAUCAUGAAAGUUGGUCAAAACAUUGGUUUUAUUGAUAUCUCGGACAAGUUUAAAAAUGGUCGGGAUCGGUGAAAAAACAUGGCCGCCUGUGGGCGGGGCAUUUUUCUCUAUGUAUAUAGUGAAAACAUGUGAACACAGUAGAAGUCACAUUUUUGGCCCAAUUUUCAUAAAAAUUUGCUCAGAACAUUCGUUUUCUUGAUACGAGAGUUGAGUUCAAAAAUAGUUCUGGUCAGUUGAAUAACAUGGCUGCUGGGAGGUGGGCAGUUUUCUUAUUAUGCCCCCCCCCCCUUUCGAAGAAGAGGGGGGAUAUUGUUUUGCUCAUGUCGGUCCGUCCGUCCACCAGAUAGUUUCCGGAUGAUAACUCAAGAGUGCUUAUGCCAAGGAUCAUGAAACUCUGUAGGUACAUUGAUCAUGACUUGCAGAUGACUCCUAUUGAUUUUCAGGUCACUAGGUCAAAGGUCAGGAUCACGAUUACCCGAAAUAGUAAAAUGGUUUCCGGAUGAUAACUCAAGAACACUUAUGCCUGGGAUCAUGAAACUUCAUAGAUACAUUGAUCAUGACUCGCAGAUGACCCCUAUUUAUUUUCAGGUCAAAGGUCAAGGUCACGGUGGCCCAAAGCAGUAAAAUGGUUUCCGGAUGAUAACUCAAGAACGCCUAUGCCUAGGAUCAUGAAACUUCAUAGAUACAUUAAUCAUGACUCACAGAUAACCCCUAUAGAUUUUCAGGUCACUAGGUCAAAGGUCAAGGUCAGGAUUACCCGAAAUAGUAAAAUGGUUUCCGGAUGAUAACUCAAGAACGCUUAGGCCUAGGAUCAUGAAACUUCAUAGGUACAUUGAUCAUAACUCGUAGAUGACCCCUAUUGAUUUUCAGGUCACUAGGUCAAAGGUCAAGGUCACGAUGACCCGAAAUAAUAAAAUGGUUUCCGGAUGAUAACUCAAGAAUGCUUAGGCCUAGGAGCAUGAAACUUCAUAGGUACAUUAAUCAUGACUCUUAGAUGACCCCUAUUGAUUUUCAGGUCACUAGGUCAAAGGUCAAGGUCACAGUGACCCGAAAUAGUAGAAUGGUUUCCAGAUGAUAACUCAAGAACGCUUAUGCCUAGGAUCAUGAAACUUCAUAGGCACAUUGAUCAUGACUCGAAGAUGACCCCUAUUUAUUUUCAGGUCACUAGGUCAAAGGUCAAGGUCACGGUGACCUGAAAUAGUAAAAUGGUUUCUGGAUAAUAACUCAAGAACGCUUAUGCCUAGGUAUAAUGAUCAUGACUCGCAGAUGACCCCUAUUCAGGUCACUAGGUCAAAGGUCAAGGUCACAGUGCCAAAAAAUGUAUUCACACAAUGGCUGUCAAGGUCACGGUGACUCAACUUAGAAAAAUCGUUUCCGGAUGAUAACUCAAGAAUGCUUACGCCUAGGAUCAUGAAACUUCAUAGGUACAUUGAUCAUGACUCGCAGAUGAAAUAAUGAUGGAACUUGACCAGGAUGUUUGUCUGGACAAUAUCUAGGUCAAGUUUGACAUUUGGUAAAGAUUGAAUGAACCGACUCCUCUCAGGUGAGCAAACUAGGGCAAUAUUGGCCCUCUUGUUGGUAUAUUUGGCAGGAUAGAAACGGGAACAUUUGUAACAUAUUUUAAAUUUAGGGUAAAUUUAAAAUUUAGAAAAUUAAUAGUGUUUGCACCUAACAUUGUUUAUUUCUUAAAACACAAUGUAUUUCUUUACCUUAACUCAUGUAUUUGAUUUCUGUGACAGAAACAUUUCCCUGAAUUGGUCCAAUAUUUUUUUGAAGAGGGAAAAUAUUUUAAUGCUGGUGUCUUUAAAUUUAAAAAAUAUUUUGUUAUCAAGUAUUUAACAAAAGCUUUAUACUGCAAUACUGCAAAAGCUGUAUUUUAACUUGUGUGCAUUGUUAAAAUGAUUCCUAUCACAAACAUCUCAUAUUUUGCUGUUUGACAGCUGCAUCAGCUGAAGUAUGUAAAUCUGUGGCUUCAUUGUCGUAGGUUGUGUGUUUUUUAUGCCCCCCGGGUAGGGUUGCAUAUAGCAGUUGAACUGUCAGUCCGUUAGUCUGUCUGUGUGUCCGUCCGAAAACUUUAACAUCGGCCAUAACUUUUGCAAUAUUGAAGAUAGCAACUUUGCAUGCAUGUGUAUCUGUUGAAGCUGCACAUUUUGAGUGGUGAAAGGUCAAGGUCAUCUUUCAAGGUCAAGAGUAAAAAAAUACAAUCCAAGGGAAGUAAUAAGCUUGAAAAGGGAGAUAAUUUCUAAACCUGCCAAAUGAUAUAUUGAAUGAAAUUUAUUUCAAAGCGCCUAAAUAGGGGGCAUUGUGUUUCAGACAAACACAUCUCUUGUUUAUUAUUAAUGCAGAUCUUUCAUGAAAAUUCUUCUUGGUUUAUUCAUAUGCAUUGAAAUUCUACUCAUUCUUGGCACUGUCUAUGGUAUUUUAUUGAAAAUUAUAUCUGCAUGGAAGUAUCUUAAUUGUUAAUGUUUCACUGUUUGAGAGUUGAGAAGGAAACUGUUGUUAGUGUUUAAUAUUUCCACAUUAGAUAACACAGUUUUACACUCAUCAGGUCUACUACUUUCACCCUCAAUCUUAGAGUUGAUGAUUAACUUGGCAAGUGGCAGAGAUUGACACCCUCGCAUAUUUUUUACUAUCCCACAUCUCUGGUGUGUCUUAUUGGGUGCAAUUUUUCAAGGUGGUUAGGCAUUUGAUCAGGUUCGUUAACUAUUUUUUGUUAGUGAUAAAAUAUGUAAAAAUCACCCAUGAAAUAAAAAAUAAAUUACAGAAAAUAAAUUGAAAUAGACAUGAAAGUUCAGUCUGUUAAUAUAUCAAAUCAAAAGAUAUUUUACUACCUGUAUAUGGUAUCUUUAUGACAUUUUUUCGGUUACUUUAUCUUGUUGCCUAUCUUGUUGAUUUCAGAGCUAAUUUUGAAACUAAACAAUGAAAAAAAAAAAAGCAUGUCAGUUUUCGCGAAAGCUUCUUAAGAAAGACGUUCAUUAGACAUGUUCAGAAAACAUGCUGGUCCAACUGUUAAUUUUGAAGUUAAAGACUGCCAGACAAGAAAUUUUGCAAAGAGAAAAUUGGCAUUUCAUGGGUGUCAAAGAUUCACGUUGGUUAUUGUGUUCUACGUCUGUUUGAAAUUUCAGCCUACUCAAUGUCAUCCAUGAUUGAAGCCAUUUUGUAUUUGAAUCUUGACUCAUUACUCUCUCAUUAUUGAUAUGUACGUGGGGAACUGAAUGAACAUAUUUUUAACAUACAAAAAAUAUAUUAGCUAGUCUGUGGGAAAACCUGGUUUCAUGCAUGAGCAAAAAGAAUAGUCCCAUUUUAGCCUGUGCAGUCUACACAGGCUGAUCUUGGACUUUAUUUUCCGCUUUUAUGUCAUUUUCCUUCAAGGAGUCUCUACAUAACGUAAUUCCAGUCCUGUGCAGAGUGUGUACCCAAUAUAAAAAUAAUGUAAACAUUUAUAUUGAAAAUAAAACAUAGUGGGACAUUAUUCCAAAACUUAUGUAGACCUUUUGGUGAAAAAAAUGCAGAGCUUUGUCUUUAGUUGUGCUAUUUGAUCUAGUCAUAUUUUGUCAAAACUUUGAUAUUCAUUUACAAGAACAGCCAAGAUACUCAAAUAAAAAAUGGUGCUCAUUAGAUUCUUGUUUAGUAAUGUUUCAUUAUCUGACACAUCUUGUAUUCAAAUCCAUGCUUAUGUGUUUCCUCUUUCACACAUAUUAUGAAAAAACACUUUCAUCUUGUAUGUUUGAUUGAAAUGAUAUCAGUUGGUUUCAUAUUUCAAGUUUGUUUCUCUUUUGUUAAUAUUAUUGUCCCCUACCGGUUUCAUCGGAGGGGACUUAUGGUUUUCGCUCUGUGUGUCCGUCAGUCUGUCACACCUUACUGGAUCCUGCGAUAACUUUAAAAGUGAUUUUUUCAUGAAACUUGAAACUUGGAUAGAUGGUAAUAUUGACAUUAUGCAUGUCAUUUCAUUUUGUUCCUACGUCAAGAAUUCUGGUUGCUAUGGCAACACAUAGACUAAAAAUACUGCUGGAAAUGGUGGAUCCUGCACACUUUUCUGGAUCCUGUGAUAACUAUAAAAGUUCUUCAUAUGUUUUCAUCAAAUUUGAAACAUGGUUAAAUGGCAAUAUGGACAUUAUGCAUGUUAUUUAAUGUUCUUGGUACGUCAAAAAUUCUGGUUGCUAUGGCAAGUUAUAAAAAAAUAAAUUCUGACAUAGGUGGAGCCGGCAGGGGACAUGUAUUGCUUGGCAAUAGUCUUGUUGACUUGUUACUAUUAUAAGUACAGAUAUUUUAGUGCUGUUUCAUAUUUGUUUAACACUUCUUGAUUUUGUGUACUCUUAUUUUGAUAACUUUUAUGUUAUGUUAAUUUCAUAAAGAAAUGUCCCUGGAAAACCUUAGUGAUGUACUGUUCUUAAAUCUGUUGCAGAUAUUCAUUUUUGUAUGGUAAAUUUAGAUUAUAAAAAUGUAUCAAAUAGACCUAUAUUUGCAAUCAACAUGUAUGCCAUGGAAGCAUUUUGAACUCGCUUUGUCAAUAUGGAAUACGCCUAACAAUCAGGACGUCUUAUAUUUGAUAAAAUCUCUUGGAGCUUUAUUACAAUCUACUAGGAAACAAAUCAGUCUAGGAUGCAAUCAAGCAAACAUGAAAAGUUUUAAACUAAAAUUAACAAAUGUCUCCUGUUAGAUAUAAGGUUGGUUAUGCCUGCAGCUGCAUCUCCUAAUUUGUAAAGCCAUGUGUUAUCAAGCAAUUGGCUUUAAUGGAAAGAUUUUAGGUCAGGAAUGAAUACUGACAGCUUGCUUCAAGUAAAACUUAGCAAUGACAAUUAAGUUAAUUUAAUUGUUACAAGUUUUACAUACAAGUGUUAAAGUGGUAUUUUCAGUGUUGAAGAAAUUCCAUAGUGCUAGUGUUAAAAAUAUAUUUUUUUCAGACAUUAUUGUUAUAUAUAUUUGUCACAUGUAAAUUAUGUUCAUGUUAGGUCAAUUUAUAGUUGGUUUUAUUAUUGUCAUGUUGAUUCUGAAGAAGGUACGCUAAUAUGCUUCAAUCUAAUGCUGUUUUUUUCCCAUAUUACAAAUAACUGCCAAUAUUUUCUGACAACAUCAUAUUUCUGUAUACAUAACUACAUUUAUCUAAAAAUAUGUUUAUAUUUUGUAGAAUUGGGCAUUGUUUUGUGAAUUGUAAAAGCAUUUUAUGUAGUGUCUUUGUUAUGCAUGAUAGAAAAAAUAUAUACAAAAAAUAUUCUAAUAAUGUUAAAAAAUGUUUCAAAGUCCUAUUAUGAAAACUUCCAAUGUGGGAGGGAGGUGGCAUCUAUGUAAACAAUGUCUGCUCAGUACUCAGUUCAAAUCAUAUCAUAAUUAAACUUGGGGAUAAUGUUUGUGGUCAUAAAAUCACAACAAAGUUCAAUAAAUAGCACAAUAUAAUGAUGGACAUCAGAAAAGUGGCAGUUUAAAAUAUAAAAUAAUGGUCAAAAAAACCUUGUCCGAUCUGUAAUAGUUUUAUUUGCAUCAUCAAACAUGGUGACAGUAGGAAUGGGCCUCUUAUCUGAAACAAGAUAUUCAGCCAGGAUCACGUGAAUCAAUACUGAAUUAUGACCUUGAGAUAUCCAAAAUGUGCUUAAUGUCCUCUUCUUUCUAUGAGUUGUUUUUUGCCUGAACAACUUUAAUUUGGCAUGAACCGAUCUUGUUGUCACUUCAGAUAUAUCAAAUUGAACAAAUGACAAUAUAUACAAUGACAAUAUAUAUUUAGGGUUACUUGGGUCAAGGUCAUUGAUAUAAAAUGUAAUCAGCUCAAUUCAAUAUUAUAUAAAUAAAAUAUCCCUUUCCCAUUCAGAAGCAAAUUGAAAAUGGCUAUGUGAAAACAGCAUAAAACCAGCCUGCAAGUAACUGGCAGUCUGUUCAGGUGUAAUGCAGUUUGCUGCUAAUCAGUAACUUAGAGUUGGAAAUGAUGUAUUUAAAACUUGAAUCUAGUAAAAAAGGUCUUCAAUAAAUAAAAUUAAACUUGCUUAGGGACUACAAAUGUGUCAAAAUAUGUAUCUAAGUGGUAUAGGAUGAAGUUAUAUUGAGGUAUUGCAUUCAAAUUGUGUGCUAGUCAGUGCAAAGGUUACAAGAGAUCUGAUUGAGAUAUUAUGCUGAAAUUGUAUGUAUAGGUAGCUUACUUGCACACCCAACUUGAGUUGGCACAUUAAUUAUUGUAACUUUACAGAAGACCUGGUUUCAUAAAUAGUAUUAUUUAUUAUUUUUUGGCCAUCAUUUAUGCUACAAAAAAACACAAUUUGUCACAGAUUCAUGCAACACAGACCUUAAAACCGGUAUUUUGUGACAAGUUGGAACUUUUUUUUAGGUGCACACUACAUAAAUAAUUUUACUUAAUGGUUCAUGAAUUUUAAGGUAUUUUAGUAUCUCAAGUUGUUAAAAAUACUGAUAGAAAACAAAUAAUGUUAAGAAGGAAAAAAGGCUCACAUUAAUACACAUAUAUUGAUCAAAUGAAAUGUACAAGGAAGAUUUUACUAGCCAUGGAACAGUAUUCAAAAUGACACUGUACUCUUUGUGAUGGAUCUUAUUAGACAUUGGGUUGUUGGUCUAAACAGACUUAAUAAAAGCCAUAAGUAUAAUUGUUAUCUUGUACUGAAAAUCCUACUGCUAUGGCUCCUCAUAAUAAAUCUUUAGUUUGUAAGCACCAGUAAUAUUGAAUAGUGCAUCAUUUCUGCAUGUGAAAUUUUACAUGUGGGUUUGGUGAGCGUGUUAUGACGUUUCUCAGACGUAUAUAGUACACAAUUGUGUGCGCACUGUUUGAUAUUUUAUGUAAUAUAUGUAUAAUUUGUAUGAGCACUUAUAUAAAUUACUUUUGUAGAUUUUUGUUUUCUUGUAAUUUGGCAACUGUCUUUGUGUUUGGUGUUGCCAAUUGACAGAUAGUAUGUGGUAAAAUGUUCAAAUACCUGCUUGUUACCAUUAAUGCAUAAUACAUUUUGUUGAUCAUUUUAGGAUGCAAUUAUUUCUUACUUAUGUUAACAUUUGUCCUUGUCAAUGUCUUUAAGUUCAGGAGACUUUAGUCAUUGUUGAUUUAUUAGGGAGUGAACUAUUUUCAUGAUCAUAGUCGAUCACGAUAGCUAACACUAGUUCAUUGAGAAUUCAAUGUUGUCUUCAUUGAGAAGACUUUAUGUCGGUAUAUCAAGGUACUAGACUUGCUGCUUAAUAUACUUUGUGCAGGUUUGUGCACUUUAUAUUUUAUUUUUAGGUUAAACAAGUUUAUAACAAAACACACAAAUACAAACAAAAUAUCAGUUUCUGACCAGAAAUGUAAAUGUUUUAUUUACACUACAUGGUAUUGCCAUUAAUUGAUUUAAUGUGCAUCAUACCAAAAAGGUAAGCUAUGCCAUAUCUCUACUGAUAGAAUUUUAAACUUUAUAUUGUAGGUACUUUUCAACAGAUGUUUGAGAGAUCAUGCAAAAUGUAACACAUAUGUUACAGCAUUCAAUGUGCUAUUUACAUGGAUAUUGAUAGAGAUGUAGUGGUGGAGACCGCUAGGUCUCACCAUGUCAUGUUGUUGUUUUUGUUGUACAAGUCUUCGUACUGAUUUAAAAUAAAAACAUUGCAAAUCUUUUA
This is a messenger RNA of Dreissena polymorpha, 11060 nucleotides long. RefSeq names its product leucine-rich repeat protein SHOC-2-like. Lineage: Eukaryota; Metazoa; Mollusca; Bivalvia; Myida; Dreissenidae. The record is from RefSeq and is a predicted model, not a curated record. The transcript is spliced from 18 exons. Gene Ontology annotation, molecular function: protein binding. The coding region runs from base 627 to 2474 and encodes 615 amino acids.